ACUGUACCAACAAUAACAAAAAUAGCGGAGCGCUCUGGUCAACUUGGGGUGAGUGAGACACACCAGCAUCCCGCAACCAUGUCUGACCAACUUAGUAACGUGGUGGUGGAGUUGGGUUUCAUCGAGAAGGCUCCAGCAUGGAAAUUACGAUCCAAAUUCUUUCCGGCUAAGGUUGGUGGUUACCCAGCAUGGUUAGCACUAAAAGAUCUACCCACAAACGAAGAGCUAUCAUGUCGUAGAUGUAGUAAAGCUCUUGUAUUCCUCUGCCAACUUUAUGCCCCAUUCCACGACAAAGAAAACUGCUUUCACAGAACAGUGUUUGUGUUUGUAUGCCGUGACCCAGACUGCUGUCAAGAAAAUGAUGCAUCAAACAUUCGAGUGUUCCGCUCACAGUUGCCUCGAGAGAAUGAAUUCUAUCCCCCUGAACCGUCCAAGGAUGUUGAACCCGGUUCUGAAAGCCCAGAAGCUGGUGAUUUCAACAAUUUAUGCCGUAUUUGUGGAGCACUUGGACCGAAGACAUGUGGGGGAUGCAAAGUUGCACGGUACUGCUCCAAAGAUCACCAAGCUCUUGACUGGAAAGCUGGACAUAAGGAGGAGUGUAAAAAUCCAGAUACCAUAAGCAAAGUUUCCUGCAAGGGAAAUGCAAAAUUUCUUUUCCCUGAAUUUGAAAUUGAAUUGGAGCCAGAAGAAUUAGACACUGCAAAAGAAAAGACAGAAGGAGAAGUGAUGAAGGAAUAUGAGGAAUUGCUUCGAUCUGGUCGAGUGACUCAUCAAAAUGAUGAUGAUUCAGACACAGAAAAUGACCUUAUUGAUAUGGCAACAAAAGAAACAGAUAAGCAAUUCCAGAAGUUUAGAAUGCGUCUCAAAGAUUAUCCUGAUCAAGUGGUGCGUUAUGACCGUGGUCGUGAACCUCUCUGGGUAUCAUCUAGCAACAAACCAGUUGAUGUCCCACCUUGUCCAUCCUGUGGACAACCCCGACAGUUUGAAUUCCAGGUGAUGCCCCAGCUGUUGGUACACUUAAAAGUAGAUAAUUCUGGCAAGAGUAUUGACUGGGGCACUGUGUUGAUAUAUUCUUGUAAGGAGAGCUGCCAGUCCAACAGAAACUACAUAGAGGAAGUUGCCUACAAACAAGACUACUCACCCAUAUCUCAGGUUAUGAAGAAUCACCCAUAUGGUGCAAGUUAAGAGGCUUGUCUUUGCCUUAGUUAUUUGGAACAGUCUAAGUCUUAUUUACACCAUGAUGCCUGACUAUUGAACACAACUUUUCGAUUUGGUCCAUAAAUCCUUACUUAGGCAUCCUUAAAUAUUUACUGAUUAAUCACAUUUCUGACACUUCUCCUAAGUUAACAUGUAGACUAGCAGAGCCAUGCCUUCACCUCAUUGACAUCUUUCUCUUUUUACUCAGGAAAGAGGGACAACUCACAGACACCUAGUAUUAAAGGGGCCCAAUUAACUGCUACAUUAGCCUUUCCACUCUUCUCAACUCAGGAUAAAAUGCUUAUUUUACAUUUUCUUUCAAUUUCCACCCACUCCUUCCUUUCCAGCAACAUAUCACAUACAAUCUACCCCAGCUAUCACCUCCUAUUUUUUUCUACCUAAAUUACUGAUGCUUUCCUUUGUAUUGAAUAUAUAUUUUUUUCAACAAGAAAUGCCAGACUGGAAACAUUUUAAACCAACCGUCAUGCCAACACGCUUCCCCAGCUGCAGUCAUGGUAUCACUAAGCCAGUGCUCUUCUAAGUCAAGGAUGCUUGCUCAUACUUUUGCAAUUCCCCUCGAGUUUAUCACAUGGCACACUUACCAUGUUCUCUAAACAAUCAGCAGCCAUUUUUUUUGCCUUUCCCACUGUUUAGACCUAUACACCCCAACAUGGCUGAUUAGAUUACCUCUCAAAAUUACAAUUUCCCUUCCACCAAACUCCACUACUACAUCAACAACUUCCUCAUAAAGCCUAACCUGUGGUGCAUAUGUAUUGUUCAGAUUUUUACCUACUAAGAGCACCAAACCAGAAUUCUUGGAUUAACUCUUUUUCACCAUCAGCUUUUUCUCCACCUGUUUCUCAGCAAUUGGGAUCCCUACACCACUUGUCUCAGAAUCACUUCACUCCCAGUAAUCAACCUUGCCUUAUUCUUCAUAAAGAGUCUUGUACACGACAGGCAUUCACCUCUCUACAGCUCAGUCUUUUGAGGACCUCACUUAAUUUUGCUUGCAUAAUAUACUAUACCGUACAAAUAUUUAAACUUCCAACUCUAAACCCAAAUGUGUGAGGUUGCUCCACUUCACAUUUAUUAUAAACAGUGUGUGAUAAUUCAUAUGUAACAGGUUUACUUAGAAUUUAGAAUCACACAUAUAUAGCAACUUAAAUAAUUGGAGAAAGGUGGUACUCACCAGAGCCAGAUGUUCCUUACUGCUCAUCACCACACAACCAUACUGACACACUAGCAGACCUGAUGCCUUGGCUAAAGCAGUCCUGUGGUGUUGAGGUGACCCACCACAGGGAAACCCUUCCACAAGUGAUAUGGCACUAAAGCUGACCACAGUAUGCACUUGAGGGAGCAGCCUCUUUUGGUGCUCCCUGAGUUCAGACAUUUUUACAGUACAGCAUGCCCUGAAAAUUCGUGGGGGUUUGGUCCUCAAAAUGACCCCAAAUAUCAUUUGGGGGGGGGGGUUACAUAAAAAAUAAUAAUAAUAAUCAUUAUUUUAAGUACAUAAUUUUUUUUUAGUAACACUCACCAUUCCAUGCUGCUGUUUGUGUAGAGCCUGUUCCUCUCUUCCCUGCCACUGAUAAAGACAGGGGAGUUACAAGUGCUCCUCAUCAGUGUUGAAAACAUGCUCCGGCUUGGAACCCUUCUCCCUGAUAAUCUCUGCAAAUGUUGCAAGAUACUCCCUUCCUGUUACAUUGUCUGUCGAGGCCGACUCACCAGUGAUCCUCAAGUUGUGUAGGUUGUAGUGCUUCAUGAAGUUCUCAAACCACCUUACUGGCAUUAAAUCCUUUCUUUGUGGUAUUGCCAGCACCUUCACCACCAUGGAAUUGGUCAUGCAGGGCCUUGUCUUUGUCAUGGAUAAACUUUGGCCGAGAGGGAUGUGGCACUGGUUAAAGUCCUCAAUCCAGAUGUUAAAGGCUGUCUCCAUCUUCACCAUAGUUGUAUCCCUAACAUUAGCAGCUACUUUGGCAGAAGAGGGGCACUUAGGGCAAUGGCAUUACGAACCUCCCUCUAUUCUUGAUGUAGCAGACAGUUGACUCAUUAAUGCCAUACUCACAGCAAAACACUGGCCACUCCUAAGUUUGUCCAGCAGUUAUAUCUUCUCCAUGAGGGUAAUGACCUUAUUUUCUAUCUUCGCUUGUUUGGGCACCUUCCUGUGACUGGAUGAAAAUGAUUGAGGGCGUUUGGGAGCCAUCACAAGCACGAGGAGCACAGUUGUUAAGAGAGCAGAGUAGCACACGCACAAGGCAGACAAGGGUUUAUCCCCAACUGAAGUGUGUGGCCCAGCCACCUGGGACAACAGACACACCUUGCGGGACACCACAAAACUCGAGCGCUUCCCAUCCCGGCUGUGAAGAGGCUGUCAACUUUAAAAUAAUCAAAGGCUACUAAUUGUAAGGGCAUGCUGUACUAGCAAGUGGAAGUGCCAUCCUGUAAAAUGCUCACCCACUACUCUCUGGAAAGACAGUGCACCAGGAACAAGACAAACACUGGUGUCCUAAUUGUCAUCAGGAAAAUUUUAAGGAAGUUUAACAGCUGGUUGCCGUUCCUAACCGGAAAUGGCCAAUUACACAUUGGACUUCCAUCCACCAAAUUCUCCAGUUGGCAUUAGAGGGUUUAAAUUUGGCUUGGAUUGUUCAUUUUACCAAUUACUUGAAAGAGAAAAUGUAAAGGGGUUUAUGUACUUGUGGGGUAAAUAAAAAGAUAUGGAUAUGUAA
Molecule: messenger RNA, 3920 nt
Organism: Homarus americanus (American lobster)
Lineage: Eukaryota; Metazoa; Arthropoda; Malacostraca; Decapoda; Nephropidae
Gene: Zfrp8
Product: programmed cell death protein 2-like
Exons: 9
Coding region: 79-1185 (368 amino acids)
Cellular component (GO): nucleus; cytoplasm
Source: RefSeq, a predicted model, not a curated record